UUUUUCAAAAUGGAUCCAAAUGAAAUCAAAAAAGAGCCGCAAACACCUUCAUCCCAAAAACGAGCAUCCCUUACUUUUGCCCGAAACCAUCCCGGCAGUUUAUCUCCACGUCGUCUUCCAACAAGUUCAAGUUAUGCUUCUGCUUUAUCCUCAACUACUGGAAGCGCAUUUAACCCUUCUGCUGUCGUGCGGCGUGAACUGGAAUUGGAAAGAGCUGAAAGUAGUGCUUCUACAACGAGGGCUUCUAGUGCGAGAAGGCAACAGAGCAUCGGCCCUCCCCAAGCUCCGGUUUCUCGCCGUUCAAUGGAUUUUGACCCAACAAAUAUUGCAAAUAUUCGCCAACAGAGGCGCUCGUUGAUGGGACAGUUAUCUUCAAAUGUCUCUACUACUGGGGCCAUAAAUGCUUCCCUUGCAUUACAAGCAGCUACAACAAAAAUAGAUAACAGACCGGCAAUUGUUAUUGAAAUUGGCAAUAGAUUGACAAAAAUUGGAUUCGCUGGUGAAUUUGUGCCUCUUGACGUUUUCCGAACAGAAUGGCAUGAUCCUAUGGAGACACCUGGACGGACAGUUCCUUCACCUAUAUUUUGUAGAGAUUGGAGUGAACAGGAACAAUAUGAAAGACUUGUUGAAUUUUUUCGAGUUAUUGUGUUUAGAAAAUUAAUCAAUCCCAUUGCUUCUCGCCGCGUUGUUAUUGUUGAAUCUUUACUUACACCUACUUGGCAACGUCAAGCUUUGGCCCAUGCUUUGUUUGACUGUACAGCUUUAGCUCCACAUUCAAUUUUAUUUGCUCCUUCACAUUUGCUUUGUUCUUUUACUUUUAAUACAAAAACUUGUAUUGUGCUGGAUUUGGGAGCGAAUGAAGCUGUUCUUUUUCCUAUUGUUGAAGGUAUUUUAAUGCUUCAUAAUUGGGAAACAUCCAUUAAUUCUUGUGCAAGUGCUUUGGAGUUGGAGGCAAAAAGAUUAAUGCUUAAAUAUGGAAGAGUUCGAAGACAUCCAGUAAUUGUAUUAGAAAGUUGUGAUGAGGGAGGUGAAGAAGCAGAGCAAGCUGAAACUUCUGAUGACGGUCGUCCAUUUGCUGAAUGUGAUUUACCUUUAGCUGACUCAUUGCGUUUAUGGGAAGAUUUAGUUUUUCGUUUUUGCUUUGUAACAACUGCAGCUAGAGGAAGACGACUUCAAACACAUCUAGCCAAUCCAGAUUCUCCUUAUCUUACUCGACCUGUCCCUCCUGUUCAACUCCAAUUUGGAUCAGAAUUGCUUUAUAUCCCUGGAAUUGUUCGAGAGGCUGUAGCUGAACUUUUGUUUACACAUAAUGAUGAAUCUGGUUGUAGAUCUGUUCCUCAAUUAAUUUUGGAUUGUAUUUCUAGGGUCAGUAUUGAUUUACGUCGCGUUUUGUUGCAAAAUUUGCUCAUUGUUGGUGGAAUAAGUCGUCUUUCUGGUUUCUUAGCUAGAUUAAAGACAGAACUUCUUGAUUUAAUUGCUGAUGGUUAUAAACCACAAAUAUCACCCAAACUUGUUGACAUAAAAUUUUAUCAAUUUCCACGUGAAAUUGCUGGCGAAUUGUUUUGUUCUUGGCUUGGAGGUUCCUUGUUUUGUUCUACAGAUUAUAAUAUUGACCAAAGAUCAAUAACAAGACAAGAAUGGCUUCGGACACGAAAAGUAAAGGAUUGGACAGAAGAAAUUGAUAAAUAUUUUUCUAAUUUAAAUAUUAAUAAGGGAGCAUAA
Messenger RNA from Meloidogyne enterolobii, 1722 nucleotides. NCBI's taxonomy places the organism in Eukaryota, Metazoa, Nematoda, Chromadorea, Rhabditida, Meloidogynidae. The record is from the annotation of a GenBank genome assembly.